Molecule: messenger RNA, 2712 nt
Organism: Caenorhabditis auriculariae
Lineage: Eukaryota; Metazoa; Nematoda; Chromadorea; Rhabditida; Rhabditidae
Source: the annotation of a GenBank genome assembly
AUGUCGUCAAUCAAUAAAAGCUGCAGUUCUGAGUCUUAAAUUGAAUAUUCAGGCUUGGAACUCACGGAGGACAAGAUGGAAAUGGGCAGGGCUUGGAAGACGAUCGUCUUGUGAUUUUCCUUUUUGGAGACCGACGUCAUCAUCGCCGACUUUUGCCGGUUCACGCUCCAGAGUAUCAAAAGGUAUCCGAAUAGGGUGAAAAUUAUUAGAAACACUUUGAUAGAGAAGGCGAUCUUGAAAUGAAAAAUUAAAAUGUCUUGUAAAUUUAUUGAUUCAAUAUUGUUUUUUUCGACUUGCGAACUUCAAGGAAGGGACUCUAGAGUGGCCCCUAUAGAGCCAAUUUCAAGAGCUUUUAAAGAGUACCCUCUAGGGACCACCUCCCAACCCCUAUGGGGGCCACUAAAGCUUGCAAAAGUGGUCCCUAUGGGGGACAUGCUAGUCAGUAACUUUUUUGAAUUCCAUGCGAAGGAUCAUUUUCAUGGAAAAAAAAUAAAUAAGGGUUUUUGAAUAAAAUUGAACGAUCCCCAUAGGGAUCACCUUGUAUUUACCCCUAGGCUGUUUUCCCUCUUGAACCCUAUAGGAACCAUUCUAAAGUUUCUAAGCGCGGUCGUUAAAUCAUAGUCCACGUAUUUUUUUGAAUAUAAUUGAAUAUGCCUUUUUGAAUAAAAAUUUCGUGAAUUUUUGUCAAAUGAACAACUUGAUUUCAAAAGAGAAAAUUUUAAUAUCGGAGCUCUCACCAUGUAAGAAAUAUUCGAUUCAAUAAAAAGAAUUAUCCGUUUUCUGAAACUGUCGUCCCAACGUUUGCAACACAUUUAUAAUGAUUAAAAAAAGAGUGUGGAAACGAUAAUAUUAUUGCAAAAGUCAAGGGCCUGAAAUAAAUAAAAAGUUUUCCUGAUUUUCAAAAGUGAUUCACCACUUGAAAUUCUUGCAAAACCAUGGAGCGACUUGGAAAAAGCUGAAAAGUCGGUGAAGGCACAAAAUAGCGUCGAUAAAUAGUAUAAUAUGGGGACAAUAAAGCAUUGUUAGUAGAUAUAACCCGAAAAAUAUAUAAUUUUCAUCAUUGUCCUCGAUGAAAAUAGUUGUGAUCACUAAAGCUGGGCCUGUGGUACCGAUCAGCGUGAAAAAUUCCAUCCAAGGCACCGCUAUUUAGUAGCGAUUCUGUAGUGUGGGAGGCUGAUUCGUACAAGACUGUCUCAAUGCUUAUUCCAAAGUUGGUUGGGGGAAGAUUCUAGAAUAAGAUAAAGCCCCCCCCCCCCAUUUGGUUCAGCCCCUUUUGCCUUGGUGUGGGGCUUGUUCGGUCGUGGGGGACUGUAACCAGGUGGGAGACGAUUCUCGAGAAUUAUCCCAAUCGGUAUGUUUCACCGAAAUUUUUUUAAAUUUUAAUUAUAGUCAAUGUUUCCCGACUUGAAAGGGCGAGGGAGGCGGGGCAAGGGACGGAACGCGUAGCGUGUGCGUUCGCGGUCCUUGGCACGUGUUCAAUUCAACCGCCAUCGACUCUUUGAAAAAUCCGGUUUUUUUCGCUCUUUUCAUUUUUUUAUUUAAAUUAUUUAUUGAUUAUGUUCAUAUGUUCAUCAAAAAAAUAGUAGAAAACAUUGAAAAAGAGCGGUUGCCGAGCUUCUUAAAUAUUCGGGGACAAUUAAAUUGAACUCGUGCCAAGAGCCGCGAACGCACACGCUACGCGUCCCGCCCCUUACCCCGCCUCCAUCGCCUUUCAGUCGGGAAACAUUGACUAUAGCAGCUUUUUCUUAGAAAUUUGAAGAAACAGUACCAUUGCAAGGUUGAAGUGAGGGUUUCUGAUUAUUUAAAUUUUUUUUAAACGGAGCCGUUUUGCAAUUUAUAGUACCUUCAUCAUUUUUUUCAAACAACAGCCGAAAAAAUAAUUUUAAUAAACUCAAAAUUGCCGUCUGGUCAAAGAAAAUCAAGGUUUUUAAAGUUUCGGUCCAAUUUUAAACCUUUUGAAUCAAGAAAAAUUGUUUUGUCCCACCUUUUUAUCUUCAUCAUAGCAUUUGAUCAGAAAAAAACAUGGACUGUAGGAAGAAGUAAAACUUGAAAUGAAAUAAUAUAGAAAAAGAAGAAAGUGAUAAUGAAAUUCAUCUUCAGAGAAUUCUACUCUAAAACUUGAGCUUUGAAAAAUUGACAGAUGUCACUAGGAGCCGUUCACAAUUACAUGUUAUUUUCUCGAAAGAGGAACGCUAGACGGACGGUUCAAAGAUCGGAAAAUUGUGACUUUUUGGAUGAAAAAAGUUUAUUCAACGGAUGUCACAAAGUUUUCUGGCAUUUUUCUAUCUGAUAUUUUCUUGGACUUGAAGCAAUCUCGAAAGGUAAACGAAGUGAAGAUUUUCCGCUUCUUUGGGUUCCCAAUAAUAAAAGAGAAAGGGACGACAUAACCUGGAAUUUCCUGUAGAGGUCAGAAAAGCGUGUGAUAUUUGUAACCUGAGAAAAGUAUGAAUAUGAGGUAAAGGAAUGACGUUAUUUCCCCCAAUAAAUCGUAGUCAGGAUCUAAUAUUAUCAUGAAGAUGUCAUAAAUUAGAUAAAUCUGCAAGUAUUUUUUUAUAAAAGUCACUUUUUCAGUUGCAACCAAAGAGUACGUCGCAAUGGGUAAAGCCUGAAGGACGAUCGUCCUGUGACUUUCUUUUUUCGCCGCCGAAGUUGUCAUCGCCGACUUUUGCCGGUUCACGCUCCACAGUAUUAACAGGUAACCGGACAAGGUGA